UUUCACAACAAACUUGAGUUUCGUUCUCUCUAUAAGUCGUAGGUUUCAUGUUCUUUGAAUCCCCUCUGCCCAAACCUCAUUUUUCCCCCAUUAUUUUAUUAUUGCUCUGUCUCGAUCUCUUCAAUCUACCGCGUAUUUAAUUACGCAAAACACAGAGUCAGAGAAUAUAUACAAAUAUAUACAUACAUAUGUACGGCCUCAUCACAUACAUACAUACAUAUCUGUGUGUAUGUAUAUGUUUGAAACUCGGAAGGACUCUGUUCCAAGCUCUUAUAUAAUAAUUACAGAAAGAAUCUGAUUAGAGAGGUUUAACUUCGCCGAUUUUGUGGCUCGUUUGAGCUUUUGGGUUCGGAGGGAUUCAUGGAAAUGUGGGAUCUGAACGAUUCGCCGGAUCACUACGAAUCGGAGGAGGGCUGCUCCACCCCUGCUGCCGACGGGGAUGAUGACAAGGGGAAACGGGUCGGAUCCGGUUCCAAUUCGAGCUCGUCGGCGGUGGUCGUCGAGGACGCUUCCGAAGAGGAAGAAGACGAGGAAGUGAACGAGGACGACGGGGGAAAGGGCCGGAGUGAAAGAGACGCGGCGCCGGGUAAAAUCUUUGGGUUUCCGGUGGGGGCCGGUCCGGGUCACGGCAGCUUCUCGCCGGUGACACGGCAGUUCUUCCCCGUCGAUGAGUCAGAAAUGGUCGCCGAAUCCGGCGGCGACAGGUCGCUCCAUUUGCCGAGGGCUCACUGGGUCGGAGUCAAAUUUCGCCAGUCCGAAUCCCACGCCGCCGCAGGCGGCGGCACGACGGAGAAGCCGCCGUCUCUGGAGGGCUUCGCGCAGCAGCCGAUGAAGAAGAGCCGCCGCGGGCCACGGUCGAGAAGCUCCCAAUACCGGGGCGUCACAUUUUACCGGCGAACCGGCCGGUGGGAGUCUCACAUAUGGGAUUGUGGGAAACAAGUCUAUCUAGGUGGAUUUGAUACCGCACACGCAGCUGCUCGCGCAUACGAUAGGGCGGCAAUAAAAUUCCGGGGAGUGGAAGCGGACAUAAAUUUUAGUCUGGAGGAUUACGGAGAAGACUUAAAACAGAUGAACAAUUUAACAAAGGAAGAAUUUGUUCAUGUGCUGCGGAGACAAAGCACUGGGUUUCCCAGGGGGAGUUCAAAGUAUAGAGGCGUCACUUUGCAUAAAUGUGGUAGAUGGGAAGCUAGAAUGGGCCAGUUCUUGGGCAAAAAGUAUGUGUAUUUGGGUCUUUUUGAUACAGAAAUUGAAGCUGCCAGGUACGUACCCCUAGCUACUAGCUACAAUAUCUUCUUUUUUAAUACUUAUUAGAUACUCUGAUAAGAUUGGUAUUGUCACAAAUAUUUUAAUGUGGUGGUUUAAGGUACUUGAUUUAUGGCCUAGCGUGACAUACUAUGUUACCAUACCCCUACUGCUAGACGUACCGUACACUAGACACAUAUUGGAGUUGUACUUUAAUUAAUUAAUUAUUAACGCGUGAGAUUCUUUCCUGAAAGGUCAAACUUGUUGAAGGACUAGUCCAAAUCCUCAUUCUUAUACUCCCUCUAUUCCCCAUAGAUCUUCCCAAUAGUCCUUUUUCUUUGUCCACAAUAGAUCUUCUCAUUUCAUUUUUUAACAAGUAAAAUACCACAACCACCCCCACCUACUUUAUUUAUUACACCUCACCCACCUCAUUUAAUAUACUCCAGUCAUUUUUCAUUAAGGGUAUUAUGGUAAACUUUCACCUUUUUUCAACUCUUCUUAAAAACACCAAAAGUCAAAAUGAGAACAUCUUAGGGGGACGGAGGGAGUAUUAGGGACUGGUUUCAUUGGACCGUUCGUUGACUAAGUUUAUUUUUAAAGAAGUAAUCUAAAUUGAUUGAAUUUUGACUCCAUAAUAAUAAGUGUGCAAAUAAACUGGGACAGAGUAA
Molecule: messenger RNA, 1910 nt
Organism: Cuscuta campestris
Lineage: Eukaryota; Viridiplantae; Streptophyta; Magnoliopsida; Solanales; Convolvulaceae
Source: the annotation of a GenBank genome assembly